Molecule: messenger RNA, 2157 nt
Organism: Sphaeramia orbicularis (orbiculate cardinalfish)
Lineage: Eukaryota; Metazoa; Chordata; Actinopteri; Kurtiformes; Apogonidae
Gene: atp6v0d1
Product: ATPase H+ transporting V0 subunit d1
Exons: 9
Coding region: 99-1151 (350 amino acids)
Biological process (GO): proton transmembrane transport
Cellular component (GO): proton-transporting V-type ATPase, V0 domain
Molecular function (GO): proton-transporting ATPase activity, rotational mechanism
Source: RefSeq, a predicted model, not a curated record
GUCAGCUGACUGACAGCAGGCUAACUAACGGCGGCUCAGGUCGGAUCUUCGCCUCGGUUCUCCGGUUGCUCACACACGGAUCUGACGGAUCGGACGCGAUGCCUUUCUCCGAGCUCUACUUCAACGUGGAUAACGGCUACCUGGAGGGUCUGGUCCGGGGCUUCAAGGCCGGGAUCCUGUCCCAGGCGGACUACCUGAACCUGGUCCAGUGCGAAACUCUGGAGGACCUGAAGCUCCACCUCCAGAGCACUGACUACGGCAGCUUCCUGGCCAAUGAGGCGUCUCCUCUCACCGUGUCCGUCAUCGACGACAAGCUGAAGGAGAAGAUGGUAGUGGAGUUCCGCCACAUGAGGAACCAAUCCUAUGAACCUUUGGCCAGUUUUAUGGACUUUAUCACGUACAGCUACAUGAUCGAUAACGUCAUCCUGCUGAUCACCGGAACCCUCCACCAGAGGGCGAUCUCUGAGCUGGUCCCAAAGUGUCAUCCGCUGGGCAGCUUCGAACAGAUGGAGGCCGUCAACAUCGCUCAGACUCCAGCUGAGCUUUACAACGCCAUCCUGGUCGACACACCGCUGGCUGCAUUUUUUCAGGACUGUAUAUCUGAACAGGACCUGGAUGAGAUGAACAUUGAAAUCAUCCGUAACACACUAUACAAGGCAUAUCUGGAGGCUUUCUAUAAGUUCUGUUCAAACUUGGGUGGAACCACAUCUGACACUAUGUGUCCAAUCCUGGAGUUUGAGGCCGACAGACGAGCCUUCAUCAUCACCAUCAAUUCAUUCGGCACAGAGUUGUCCAAAGAGGAUCGCGCCAAACUCUUCCCUCACUGUGGGAAACUUUACCCAGAAGGCCUUGCACAGCUGGCCCGAGCUGACGACUACGAGCAGGUCAAAGCUGUGGCCGACUACUAUCCUGAGUACAAACUGUUGUUUGAAGGAGCUGGUAGUAACCCGGGAGAUAAAACUCUGGAGGACCGCUUCUUCGAACAUGAGGUGAAGUUGAACAAACUGGCCUUUCUGAACCAGUUCCACUUCAGCGUCUUCUACGCCUACGUCAAACUGAAGGAGCAGGAGUGCAGGAACAUCGUGUGGAUCGCAGAGUGCAUCGCUCAGAGGCACCGCGCCAAGAUCGACAACUACAUCCCCAUCUUUUAAAAGUCUGCAUUGUCUCCUCCUCCUCUUCUCAGACCGGGCAAUAACAACCAAAAAACACAGAAUACAAAUCCCAUUCCAUUUGUCGGUUAUCACGAUAAAUGCCAGAUCACUGUUUUUUUUGUUUCCAGCUUCAGAAUCAGACCUAAUCAGAUGGCUAUUUGUGGGUUUUAAAUUAUUUGUAUGAGACGACAGAACAGUUGGAGUCUGUCAUUUUGACAUGUAGUGUUGGUUUUGUUCACGGUGACGUCAUGUGUCCAUUUGCCGGCUGUCGAAACGAGGUGGAAAAAAAAACAUCAAAGACGGUUUUCUGUGGUUUUUAAAAGUCGAACAUGACAAACGCCACAGCAGAAUAUUACCAGAGUCUAGAACACUGAGAAUGAAAACAGUUUGAAUUUUAGAAUAUGAAGGAGAAUCAAGUCCAGCCUUUAUUACAAUGUUUUGUUUUAGCUGAGAAUGAAAACAGUUGAAACCAUAAAGACAAUGAACCAUUUAAUGUAACGUGAAAUAUCCUGAUAAACAGGUGAUCGUCCAGUCCUGUCCUCUUCAUCUUCUUCAUCCUCCUCUUCGUCCUCUUCCUCCUCUUCAUCCUCCUCCUCCUCUUUCUCGGUGUGGUUUUGCCUUCAGUCUCAGCUUCCUUACACUCACAUUCCACUCAUGGGUGUAAAUGGAGUCUUUAUCACCAGCUCUGUUCAUUUACCCAUGAUGCUCUGCUCUGCUCCAUCACACCCUCUGAAGUGCAGCCUGUAUUUAUUAUUUUUUGAGCAUGUGUUCGCCUUAAGCCCGUGUAAAACCGUGUGUGAUUCUGUCAGAAUUUAGAUGUGAACAGUAGAGAAGUGGUCCGUCCGCUUCACUUCGGACAAACCAUUCCAGUGAGUAUUUGUAAAUGACAGAACUAAUGUUUCAACUAUAGAAACAUAUAUUUAAAGAUGAACAUAUGAUUGUGUACAAAUGGAUUUAUUGUUGUGUUUGUGUAAAUGUCACUCAUUAAACAGAUCGCUGUACAAAU